Molecule: messenger RNA, 3537 nt
Organism: Tupaia belangeri chinensis (Chinese tree shrew)
Lineage: Eukaryota; Metazoa; Chordata; Mammalia; Scandentia; Tupaiidae
Gene: TDRD7
Product: tudor domain containing 7
Exons: 16
Coding region: 2-3298 (1098 amino acids)
Biological process (GO): P granule organization; lens fiber cell differentiation; lens morphogenesis in camera-type eye
Cellular component (GO): P granule
Source: RefSeq, a predicted model, not a curated record
GAUGCUGGAAGCAGAUCUGGUUUCAAAGAUGCUCCGAGCUGUUCUGCAGUCUCAUAAGAAUGGAAUAGCAUUACCCCGGCUCCAAGGAGAGUACAGAUCCUUGACUGGAGACUGGAUCCCCUUCAAACAGCUAGGUUACCCUACACUAGAAGCCUAUCUGAGGAGCGUGCCAGCAGUGGUCAGGAUAGAGACUAGUAGAUCUGGAGAGAUUACCUGCUAUGCCAUGGCCUGCACGGAAACAGCAAGAAUUGCUCAGCUUGUGGCUUGUCAGAGAAGUUCUAAAAGGAAAACUGGGCGGCAGGUUAACUGUCAGAUGAGAGUGAAGAAAACCAUGCCAUUUUUCCUAGAAGGAAAACCAAAAGCAACCCUCAGACAACCAGGAUUUGCUUCAGAUUUUUCUGUCAGCAAAAAAUCGAAUCCAGCACUGUUAAGGAACAAGGGAAACUCUCUUGGAGUUAAGUCCGAUGCUGAAAUGCCGCCGUGUGCAUUACACACAGCUCUGGGAAAUGAAGUGCUCAGAGACGUUCCAGUGCAGAGGCAUGUGACCAUGUCUGCCAGCAGCAGGUUUAGCCCGAAGGCAUCCCUUUCACCACCUUUUCAGAUGCAUAUCUCGAGAACCUGUAUGAAGGAACCGAGUGAUAAUUUAAAUCAGACUGUUGAAAAACAAAAUGUCACGCCUCCUGCCUCUUACACUUAUAAAAUGGAUGAGGUUCAAAACCGCAUAAAGGAAAUACUAAACAAGCAUAACAAUGGCAUUUGGAUAUCUAAGCUUCCACAUUUUUACAAAGAGUUAUAUAAAGAAGACCUUAAUCAAGGAAUUUUACAACAGUUUGAACACUGGCCUCAUAUUUGCACGGUGGAAAAACCUUGCAGUGGUGGUCAGGAUUUGCUUCUUUAUCCAGCUAAGAGACAGCAGCUUUUGAGAAGUGAACUAGACACUGCGAAAGUGCCUGCAUCCCAGCCACCUGCUCCCAGACAAACACCACCAGCGACAGGGUGUCCAAGAGCCAUGCCAGAAGACAUGAAAGAGAAAGUGGCGGAGCUGCUGGCGAAAUACUCAAGUGGCCUCUGGGCCAGUGCACUCCCGAAAGCAUUCGAGGACAUGUACAAAGUAAAGUUCCCCAAGGAUGCCUUAAAAAAUCUUGCCUCGCUUUCUGAUGUAUGCACCAUAGACUACAUUUCCGGAAACCCCCAGAAGGCCAUUCUCUAUGCUAAACUUCCAUUGCCCACUGACAAAACCCUACAGGAUAUAGGGCAAGCUCAUGGAGAUUAUGAUAUCAAGGCUAUGGUUGAACAAGAAUAUUUGCAAAUAGAAGAAAAGAUUGCUGAAAGUGCUGACACCUUUGUGGAGGAUAUAACGGUACCUCCUCUAACCAUUCCGACCGAGGCGUCCCCGUCUGUAUUGGUGGUUGAACUCAGCAACACAAAUGAAGUGGUUAUUAGGUAUGUGGGCAAAGACUAUUCUGCUGCCCAGGAGUUAAUGGAAGAUGAGAUGAAGGAAUAUUACAGUAAGAACCCGAAAGUCACCCCAGUCCAGACGGUGCACGUUGGGCAGUUGCUGGCAGUCAACGCCGAGGAGGAUGCUUGGUUACGGGCACAGAUCAUCUCGAUAGAAGAGAACAAAAUAAAGGUAUGCUAUGUUGACUAUGGUUUUAGUGAAAACAUUGAAAAGAGCAAAGCAUACAAGUUGAACUCGAAGUUCUGUUCCCUCUCAUUCCAAGCUACAAAGUGUAGGCUAGCAGGACUGGAAGUUCUAAGUGACGAUCCUGAUUUAGUGAAGGUGGUUGAGUCCUUAACUUGUGGGAAGAUCUUUGCAGUGGAAAUACUCGCCAAGACUGAUGUCCCGCUUGUUGUUCUGUAUGAUACCUCUGGGGAAGACGACAUCAAUAUCAACGCCACCUGCUUGAAGGCCAUCUGUGACAAGGCGUUGGAGGUUCGCCUGCAGGUUGACGCCAUGUAUACAAAUGUCAAAGUGACUAAUAUUUGCUCUGAUGGAACCCUCUACUGCCAGGUGCCUUGUAAGGGUCUGAGCAAGCUCAACGAUCUCCUACAUAAGAUAGAGGACUACUUCCACUGUAAGCACAUGACCUCCGAGUACUUCGUUUCCCUACCCUUCUGUGGGAAGAUCUGCCUCUUCCAUUGCAAAGGAAAAUGGUUACGCGUCGAGAUCACGAACGUUCACAGCAGCCGGGCUCUUGACGUCCAGUUCCUGGACUCAGGCACCGUGACAUCUGUCAAAGUGGCGGAGCUCAGGGAAAUCCCACCUCGGUUUCUACAAGAAGUGAUUGCAAUCCCUCCUCAGGCUAUCAAGUGCUGUUUAGCAGAUCUUCCACAAUCUAUUGGCAUGUGGACACCAGAUGCCGUGCUUUGGUUGAGAGAUUCUGUUUUGAAUUGCUCAGACUGUAGCAUUAAGGUUACAAAAGUGGAUGAAAGCACAGGGAUCACCCAUGUUUAUUUAUUUACGCCUAAGAACUUCCCGGAUCCUCACCGCAGCAUUAACCGCCAGAUUACGAACGCAGACUUGUGGAAGCAUCAGAAGGAUGUGUUUCUGAGCGCCGUGUCUAGUGGAGCUGGCUCUCCCAACAGCAAAAACGGCAACGUGCUUGUGCCCGGCGGCACUGGAGAGAAUAUUAGGAAGAGCCUUACAGAGGUCAUCAAAAAGCCCAUGGUAGACCGCACCAGCGCUUCCUCCACGGCGGGACUGCCACCUCCUGUCUACCUGUCAAAGCCAGGGGAGCACAUGGAUGUGUACGUGCCUGUGGCCUGUCACCCGGGCUACUUCGUCAUUCAGCCUUGGCAGGAGAUACAUAAGUUGGAAGUUCUGAUGGAGGAGAUGAUUCUAUAUUACAGCGUGUCCGAAGAGCGCCACGUGAUGGUGGAAAAAGACCAGGUGUAUGCUGCCAAAGUGGAAAAUAAGUGGCACAGGGUGCUGUUGAAAGGAAUCCUGACCAACGGGCUGGUGUCCGUGUAUGAGCUGGACUACGGCAAGCACGAACUGGUCAACAUAAGGAAAGUACAGCCCCUUGUGGACAUGUUCCGCAAGCUGCCGUUCCAAGCAGUCACAGCUCAGCUGGCAGGAGUGAAGUGCAACCAGUGGUCUGAGGAGGCUUCGAUGGUGUUUCGGAAUCACGUGGAGAAGAAGCCUCUGGUGGCACUGGUGCACACGGUCAUCGAAAACGCUAACCCUUGGGACCGGAAAGCUGUGGUCUACUUGGUGGACACGUCACUGCCAGACACAGAUAUCUGGAUUCAUGAUUUUAUGUCAGAGUAUCUGGUAGAGCUUUCAAAAAUUAAUUAAUCACUGCUCCUGAGACCUUGACAACUAAUUCAGAUUUUUUAGCAAUAACAAAAUGUAGUAGGCUUUCAAAAAAAAUCUUCUCUCUGCUACAUGGCUCUGACUGCUGUGGGGGAUUGAAAAAAAGUAUGCUAUGUUUGAUGAAAGAUAUUUAACAAGUUAUGUUUUAACAGAGUUGACUUUUCAAAGGAAAUUGCACUUGAAUUAUUACUAUAAUAUUAGAAUAAAAAUGUUUAUCAAUA